This is a messenger RNA of Penaeus indicus, 2915 nucleotides long. RefSeq lists its product as uncharacterized. NCBI's taxonomy places the organism in Eukaryota, Metazoa, Arthropoda, Malacostraca, Decapoda, Penaeidae. The transcript has 15 exons. The coding region runs from base 166 to 1998 and encodes 610 amino acids. The record is from RefSeq and is a predicted model, not a curated record.
AUCAAACCUCUCCGGUGUAACAAACAAAACGAAUGUGUCACGCAACAAACGAACCUAAGAACAAAUAACAAACAAACAAACAAAAAAGUGUUACUAGAAGGAUGAAGGUUUGAUACAGUCCAUAGCAUUUAUAGCAUAAGGCGUACGUGGCUUACCAUAGAAGUUAUGGAAGAUAACAGCUCUCUAUACUCGGAGGUGAUGGAAAGCGAACUGGUCUACGAAAACUCUCAGGCCUAUACAGCAGAAAUGGCAACCAACGGAAGCAUCAGGGCCAUGGCAGAGCUCAUACAGCAACAUCCCCCUAUGUCAAGAUUCAGCAUCCGAGAUCGUUCUCUUUCUCGCAAGUCACGGGACAGAUCGAUCAGUCCUGGUUCCCCUCCUGCUGGCGCUCCCGUAUCCCCUUCUGCUGAGGUCCCGGUAAGCCCUCCUGCCACGGAACUGACAUCGGCGAUCCCGAAAGAGAAGAGCAUUCGUUGUCCUGCUAGCUAUAUUGACAUCAACACUUCCGGGCUGCAGCCUAACAGCAUCCGUGGUCGCGACAAAACACGUACAUCCCCUGUUCUUCACAUAGAAAGUGUACGUAUGUUGAUUGAAAUUUCACAUCUCUUCGUAUCCACCGAUGAGUCCAAUGCCUUGCAAAGCGAGUGGUACAUAAAAAAGUACAUCGUGGCGCAUAUGGAGCACGUGGCGCGCCUGGGGCAUCUGGAGCCGCCCCUCACUGCGACUUCAGAAUCCACGCAGGAUUUCUGGUGCUGUGCUUGGUCCUGCCUUUCCAGAGCCUCCUGUAGGAAUCAUGAUGUCCAGCCGCUUCAGAUGUGGAUCGAAGAUGCGAGGGCUCACAAAAAGGAGUUUUUGAACACGCUGAGAGAGCCUCUACAUGAACGUAUGUCUCAUAUAGAAAAAAUGGAAAGUUUUGUUAAACCGGCGUUUCACGCUCUAACUAAAGCUUCCAGAAAGUUGUGGUUGGAUCGCCAGGCCUUGCAGGAAGUUGCAGAGACCUUGGAUACAUUGCAAGAGAACGAUUCUACUGUCGAGACUCCCGCGCAACAAGCUCUUUCUCUCAAUGAAGAGAUGGCGCAGCUGGGAAAACUCUGGUCAGACAUCGAAGAGGAAUCGAAGGACGGAGAGACGAGCCUUUUCUCUCACAACAAUAAACUGUUCAUCUCGACACAGCAUCCUGACCGCACUAUAGUUGUGCACAUAGGUGAAGAAAGUACAUCUCCUGUUCUUCACAAAGAAAGUGUACGUAUGUUGAUUGAAAUUUCACAUCUCUUCGUAUCCACCGAUGAGUACAAUGGUAACAGGAAUUUAUUUGUAAUAGUGCCUGUAAUAUAUCAACAAAUCAAGUUACACAGCAUUUUCUUUAAAUACAAACAUAUGAAUGUCUCCACAGCCUUGCAAAGCGAGUGGUGCAUAAAAAAGUACAUCGUGGCGCAUAUGGAGCACGUGGCGCGCCUGGGGCAUCUGGAGCCGCCCCUCACUGCGACUUCAGAAUCCACGCAGGAUUUGUGGUGCUGUGCUUGGUCCUGCCUUUCCAGAGCCUCCUGUAGGAAUCAUGAUGUCCAGCCGCUUCAGAUGUGGAUCGAAGAUGCGAGGGCUCACAAAAAGGAGUUUUUGAACACGCUGAGAGAGCCUCUACAUGAACGUAUGUCUCAUAUAGAAAAAAUGGAAAGUUUUGUUAAAACGGCGUUUCACGCUCUAACUAAAGCUUCCAGAAAGUUGUGGUUGGAUCGCCAGGCCUUGCAGGAAGUUGCAGAGACCUUGGAUACAUUGCAAGAGAACGAUUCUACUGUCGAGACUCCCGCGCAACAAGCUCUUUCUCUCAAUGAAGAGAUGGCGCAGCUGGGAAAACUCUGGUCAGACAUCGAAGAGGAAUCGAAGGACGGAGAGGUGAGCCUUUUCUCUCACAACAAUAAACUGUUCAUCUCGACACAGCAUCCUGACCGCACUAUAGUUGUGCACAUAGAUGAAGAAAGCACUGACUGUAGUUACAUAUAGAUGGAUACUUGUGUUGUUCGGACACACAGACACACAUAUAUAUAUAUGACUGCCGCGAUAGCUCAGUGGUUAGAGCACUGGACUCCGACCCUCGUGGUCCCGGGUUCAAUUCCCCGAGAAAACGACAUAUCGGAUUGAGAAGUCAGACGCAGGUGUCGUAGGGGAUGUCACCGCCGUGGCGCAAGUGUUAAUGCACCGAACCGCGGUUGAUUAGGAAGGGCAUCUAAUCAGGCAAGGGUGACACUGCCAUAUAACCUCUCAAUACUGAAUUGAGAGAGGCCUAUGUCCUACAGUGGAAUUAAUGGCUGUUGAAAAAAAAAUAUAUAUAUAUAUGCACUACUAUUACUAGCACUACUACUACUGCUACUGCUACAACCACUACCCCUACCACUACAACUACCGCAACCACUGCUACUACCACUAUUACUACUUCUACGACUACUACCUCUACUACUACUGUUGGAUUUUCUUUUGUUUCUUUCAGUGGGAAUCCAUUUUUUUUGUAUGAAGAAUACUUAAUCUUUUUUUUAGACAUCUACCUUCAACAUGAGGAAAACAGUUAUUGUGAAAAUUGAAACUAUAUUAUAGGCUUGAUGAUAUCAAAUUGAAAAGUAUGUGGUUAUGUAUCAUAGUAAUAGUUAGUAAUAGAUACGAUAUGAUUUAUUGCUUAAUUUUGACUAUUGUUAUUAGUGUCAGGCAAAUCUUAUUGACUUAAUUAUGAUUGUAGUAAUGAGUAUAGUAUUUGGAGUACUUAUUAUAAAUAUUUACGAAAGACUCUCAAAUUUAGGAUGUUGAUAUACCAUAAAAAUAUGUGCAAUAGUAUAUAAGCAUAUUUUUUAAAAAUUGAUAUGAUAAUAUAAUUUGGAUUUGGGAAUUCUUUAGUUAACUCUUGAUAUGAUUUUAUGAUUUUGACAUAU